AUGAAAUUCUCUAUCGGUGUCUCUCUACUGGCCACCUUGGCCAGUGCCGUCAAUGUUGACAUGGCCAAGCGCGACACGUCUCCUCUCGACGUCAAGCUCGAGGCUAUUGGCAACUCUGGUGUCAAGGCUGUCCUCACCAACACCGGUGACUCCGACAUUAAGCUUUUCAAGACUGGUACCUUUCUUGACAAGUCUCCCGUCGAGAAGGUCGAGGUUUUCGCUGCUGGAAACAAGAUCGACUUUGACGGCGUUCGUCUCCAGAUCGCGACCACGGGCCUAGCCGAGGAGGCUUUCCAGAUCGUCGCUGCUGGCGAGACUCUCGAGGUUGAGUUCGAUGCUGCUGAGCUUCACGACCUCAGCAAGGGCGGUGCCGUCGACAUCGUCACUCAGGGUUCCUUCCUCUACGCUGAUGUCGACUCUACCGAGAUCGCCGGCACCGUCCCCUUCUCUAGCAACAGCGUUCACACCGAGAUCAAUGGCGAGGAGGCCGCCUCCGUUCGCGCCGCUUUCUUGGCCAAGCGCACCAUCGUCCAGUCCGACUGCACCGGCACCCGCCGCACCGCCACUGUUAACGCCAUCAGCCGCUGCCGCUCUCUCGCCGCCGCUGCUUCACAGGCCGCCGCCUCCGGCCCUGCCGCUCGCAUGACCGAGUACUUCAAGUCCGCUACCACUGCCACCCGCAACUCCGUUGCCACAGUUUUCCGCAACAUUGUUUCCGAGUGUGGUAGCACCACCUCUGGUGUCUCUCGACAGUACUGCACUGAUGUCUACGGUGCUUGCUCUGGUGGCGUUAUCGCCUAUACCGUCCCGGCCCAGAAUUACAUGGUCAACUGCCCCUACUUCUUCAACAACAUGGCCGCUGCCUCCUCAACCUGCCACGCUCAGGACCAGCAGACUACCAUUCUUCACGAGAUGACCCAUCUUCGCCAGAUCAAGGGUACUUCUGACUACGGCGGUUACGGAUACAACUUUGUUCGCAGCUUGACCGCAGCUCAGAACCUGAACCAUGCCGACACGUACACUCUUUUUGCUCAAUGUAAGCUCUUCACGUGGCUUCCAUCUACGCUGGCUGCUAAGCGCUUCGCUCCCAUUGAUGCACGGUAA
Colletotrichum spaethianum is the source of this 1104-nucleotide messenger RNA. RefSeq names its product neutral protease 2. The transcript is spliced from 5 exons. Bases 1 to 1104 code for a protein of 367 amino acids. Gene Ontology annotation, biological process: proteolysis. Gene Ontology annotation, molecular function: metalloendopeptidase activity. NCBI's taxonomy places the organism in Eukaryota, Fungi, Ascomycota, Sordariomycetes, Glomerellales, Glomerellaceae. The record is from RefSeq and is a predicted model, not a curated record.